Messenger RNA from Pseudocercospora fijiensis CIRAD86, 2345 nucleotides. RefSeq lists its product as uncharacterized. The record is from RefSeq and is a predicted model, not a curated record. The coding region runs from base 77 to 1579 and encodes 500 amino acids. The transcript has 6 exons. Lineage: Eukaryota; Fungi; Ascomycota; Dothideomycetes; Mycosphaerellales; Mycosphaerellaceae. Gene Ontology annotation, molecular function: heme binding; oxidoreductase activity, acting on paired donors, with incorporation or reduction of molecular oxygen; monooxygenase activity.
GCAAGCGAAUCUUGGUCGUCUUGCGCUGCCCUUUCUUUCGCCAUCUCUCUUCGCUAAGCAUAUCUUGGUCGCCAUAAUGGCUCAACUAAGUGUCAACUUCUGGCAGCUGGCUACGAUUGGACUGCUUGUUCUCGUUGGCUAUUACAUUAGUCUUGGCAUCUACAAUCUCUUCUUCCACCCUUUGGCCAAAUACCCAGGACCCAAGCUAGCCGCACUCUCCGAGGCGUGGUUCGUCAAAUCCUCGUUGAGCGGUCAUCUUCCCUAUAUCUUCACAGAAAUACACAAGCAAUAUGGCGACAUCGUCCGCAUCUCUCCCAACGAGCUUUCCUUCGCUCGACCUGAAGCCGUGAAAGACAUCUACUAUCACCCGACCAAAAGCAAGCCCGGCAUGCCCAAAUCCCUCUCCUACGCUCGUCCUGACACACCACACCUCUUUUCCACGCGCGACAUAGCCGAGCACCAGAAACAGAAGGCAGCCUUCACCCACGCCUUCUCGCCUCGAGCCUUGAAGGAACAAGAACCGAUCGUCCUCCAAUAUACCGACGCUUGGAUCUCCAUGCUAGCCCGCGAAGGCACUGGACCUCAUGGAAUUGACAUCGUAGAAGCGUGGAAUUGGUUGACCUUUGACAUAAUCGGCGACUUGACGUUUGGAGCCUCUUUUGACUGCGUGAAAACAGCCACCACGCAUCCUUGGAUUGAUAUACUGUUCGGGUCCUUGACGUUCGGGAUCAUGUAUGACAUGAUUCGAAGGAUACCGAUUCUCAAAUUUGGUCUACCAUUCGUCGUACCGAUUAAGAAGUUGGAGCAGAAUCGGGUUGAGCUCCGAAAGUAUACGUGUGAAAGAGUCGCAGCUCGAGUUGAGAAGGGGACGAAGAGAGAUACUGAAGAUUUCUUUUCUGAUAUUCUCCGGAAAGGACAAUAUACGGAAGAAGGGCUUGUCUCGCAGGCCAUCAUGCUGAUUGUUGCUGGGUCCGAGACUUCGGCAUCAGCACUGUCCGGCGCCACGUUCUAUCUCUCCCAUUAUCCAGAAGCGUUGAAGAGGCUCCAGGAUGAGGUACGAGGUGCUUUUACUUCUUCGGACCAGAUCGUGGGCGAUUCGACUACCCCGGCCAAAUUACCUUUCCUGCAUGGCUGCAUUGAGGAAGCUUUGAGACUCUUCCCUCCAGCUCCGUCACAUGCGUUGAGAGUCUCGCCAGGCGCUACAGUCGAUGGCCAAUAUAUCCCAGCUGGUGUAUGUGUGACGUCGCAGAACUAUCCGAUGGCGCGUGACUCCAGGUAUUUCAAUGUUCCGGCAGAAUACCAUCCCGAGAGAUGGCUGAAGGGCGAUGAUUGCCCUCCCGAGUUCAGAGAUGACAACAAGGCAGCAUCGAAUCCAUUCUCGAUUGGCCCGCGCUCUUGCAUCGGCAUCAAUCUAGCAUACCUUGAGAUGCGGAUAGCAUUAGCAAAGUUUGUGUGGCAUUUUGAUUGGGAACUGCUGCCAGAAAGCAAGGAAUGGACAAAGGGCAUGAAGACAUACUUCAUUUGGAAGAAGCCGCCAAUGAUGGUCAGAUUGAAAUUGAGGGAAGGAGUGAAGGUCUAGGUGUGCUGUAGAGCAUUGGUUUUUGAUAAUCGCCUUCACUAUGCUAUCACGUGUAGUCUACGCAAUUCAGGGCUUUUUGCGGGAGGUUUUGCGAGGUUCGAGCGUGACGAGCUGCUGCAUUCGCGUCUACGUAACCUGCAUCUAGCGUGGCUGGUACCGGAAGCCCGGAUGGUCGAUUGCAUGCUGGCGCUUCCCUUCAACAGCUCUCUUUUUGUACGCGAUCACGUCGCUCCGCGAAAAGCACCUGGCGUGAGACUCUCAAAAGGACGUCGGCGACAUAGAAGGCCGCUGCAGCAUUGAGUCGCUGUCGGAGAUCUCGUUCGAGCUCGAGUACGGCAUCGCUAGAUCGUGAAUGCCCAGAUCGUGAAUGCCCAGAUCGUGAAUGCCCUGUUUGGGCCUGAGACCAUCCGUGUACUCUGUCGAUGCGUGGAUGCAGCGGCAAUGGCGCUCGGCGUGGUUGCAGAGGCUGAGCUUCCGGCGUCCAGGGUGACAUGACACUAGAGCUUCCCUGCGCUCGCCGCUCAUCGAGCGAGGAGCUUCGCAUUACACCGCCUCCCGGACGGUGCUGACUCCUAUACAAACAGCUCACAGUGCUCGCGACUAGGAUUUCCUUCCAAAGAAUCGCUGACUUUCGCGCUCUCACUUCGUCGAGUUGACGCAUGAGGGAAGUACUGGAGAAAACGUCAGUAGCUGCGAGGAGACAGGUUGACAGAGUCACUGCGCAAUUUGCCGCAUGCAAGGUAUCAGGAUCGCAACGUUCUCGUCU